Triplophysa rosa is the source of this 3639-nucleotide messenger RNA. It is a transcript of the gene cacnb4a, whose product is annotated as calcium channel, voltage-dependent, beta 4a subunit. Gene Ontology annotation, cellular component: voltage-gated calcium channel complex. The transcript has 13 exons. Gene Ontology annotation, biological process: calcium ion transmembrane transport; neuromuscular junction development; regulation of voltage-gated calcium channel activity. The record is from RefSeq and is a predicted model, not a curated record. NCBI's taxonomy places the organism in Eukaryota, Metazoa, Chordata, Actinopteri, Cypriniformes, Nemacheilidae. Gene Ontology annotation, molecular function: high voltage-gated calcium channel activity; protein binding. The coding region runs from base 571 to 2028 and encodes 485 amino acids.
UUUCCAAAGCUGCUUACAAAUGAGAGAAUAUUUAACAUUUUGUCAAAGAGCUAACAACACUUGUGUCUGGGUCUACAUGUGAACAUGAAUGAAACGGGAAGCUGAACAAAAAUAGAAACAAUGAGGAAAAAAUCGCAGGAACACACAUUGGUCAAUGCGUGAAAUGCUGUCGGCACCCUGCAGACCCCUUUAACAGUCAACAGACCAGAGCACUUGUCCUUUCUCACUGGAGCCCUCCUCGGCCAAUCAGAAGGCAGUGUUGCUGCUUUGUCAUCAGCCUUUGAUUGAGGAAGGCUCUGCUCUCCUGCUCUGUUUGUAGGAGCUGAUAAAAUGCCAGGUCUGUGCAGCCUCCGGGGAGAGCCCCGCUUCUUGAUGAUGUGAUCGAUCACGUUUCAUUCUCAUUAAUACACUACGCUGGCGGUUGGAGAGAGGGGCUGGCCGCCGUCUGCUUGUCAUUCCCGGUUCGGUGGUCUUUCUGUGGGCAAGGGGAUUGUAAGAGAUAUACUCUCACCACACCUCCUAUAUUUGCAUUUGGUCAUUAAGGAGAGCCUUUGGGAAUAUCAGACCUCCAUGUACGACAAUUUGUACCUGCAUGGAUUUGAAGACUCGGAGGCGGGUUCGGCUGACUCAUACACUAGCAGACCAUCUGAUUCAGAUGUCUCACUGGAUGAGGAACAGGGCGGCCGACAGGAGAAAGAACAGCAGGCCACUGUCCAGCUGGAAAGGGCGAAGGCCAAAGCAGUGGCCUUCGCCGUGAGAACAAACGUCAGUUAUUGUGGCGCCCUGGAUGAGGACGUUCCUGUCGCUGGUACUGCCAUUUCCUUUGAUGCUAAAGACUUCCUUCAUAUCAAGGAGAAGUACAACAAUGACUGGUGGAUCGGGCGACUGGUGAAGGAAGGCUGUGAUAUCGGCUUCAUUCCCAGUCCUUUAAAGCUUGAGAACAUUCGCUUACAACAGGAACAGAAAAGGAGUCGCUUCCAUGGGAAGUCCAGUGGAAACUCCUCCUCCAGUCUGGGUGAAAUGGUGUCGGGCACCUUCAAGCCCAACCCUCCAUCUGCAGGUAAACAGAAACAGAAAGUGGCCGAGCACAUUCCCCCAUAUGAUGUGGUUCCCUCCAUGAGGCCGGUGGUCUUAGUUGGCCCAUCACUUAAGGGCUAUGAGGUAACGGAUAUGAUGCAGAAAGCCCUCUUUGACUUCUUGAAACACAGGUUUGAAGGCAGGAUAUCAAUAACAAGAGUAACCGCAGACAUCUCUUUAGCCAAGAGAUCUGUGCUGAAUAACCCCAGUAAAAGAGCCAUUAUUGAGAGAUCCAACACCAGAUCCAACUUAGCUGAGGUUCAAAGUGAGAUAGAGAGGAUCUUUGAAUUGGCCAGAUCCCUUCAGCUUGUUGUCCUGGAUGCGGACACAAUCAACCAUCCAGCCCAACUCAUCAAGACAUCUUUAGCUCCUAUUAUCAUCCACGUCAAAGUGUCUUCCCCAAAGGUAUUGCAGAGGCUGAUUAAAUCCAGAGGAAAGUCUCAGAGCAAGCAUUUAAACGUACAGUUGGUGGCAGCGGACAAAUUAGCUCAGUGUACUCCAGAUAUGUUUGACAUUAUUUUGGAUGAGAACCAGCUGGAGGAUGCAUGUGAACACCUGGCAGAGUACCUGGAAGCCUAUUGGCGGGCAACACACACGUCUCUCAGCACUCCUCUGAACCCUCUGCUGAGCCGGAACCUGGGCUCCACUGCACUGUCUCCAUACCCAACAACCAUCUCUGGAUUACAGAGCCAAAGAAAUAAAAACAGCAAUCACAUCCGCGACCACUCUCCGAUGGAGAGGCACAGUUUGAUGACCUCAGAUGAGAACUACCACAACAACGAACGGCAAAAGAAGAGCCAUAACCGCUUAUCCUCCAGCUCCCAGCAAAGUCGUGACCACUACCCGCUGGUAGAAGAGGACUACCAGGAUCCCUAUCAGGACGCAUACAAACCUCACCGCAACCGGGGCUCCCCCGGCGGCUACAGUAAUGACUCACGGCACAGACUCUAGAUCAAUACCCAAACCACAGCUGUCAGAGCUAUGGGAUAACUCUCGUGUAAUUGUCUAAGCCAUUUUCCCAAAAUGCAUUGCAGUGCAUUCCGGUGCCCGCCCAUGGGCUGUCUUAACUAAAUGCGAGAUCUGAGCACCCUGGCCCUUGAAUAUCUCUUGUCAGGCGAUUGAAGGCUGGAGGUGCUGAUGUUUAUGUGCAGUAGUUAUGAGAUAAUGUUCUUCUAGAGACGUCACACGUGUAGCACAGGAUGAGAAAGUACGAUUUUUUUCUAAUAUAGAUCUAGAACCAAGGUCUGAUAUCCCUGUAUUUGCAGGAAUUGCUUUGGUGGAAUGCAGAUUUUCACCCUGAAUUUACUGGCACGCGAGAAUGCAUAACAGUACAACAGCCAAUCAGCACAGAGCCUGCUUGCACGGUUAAGUAGCCAAUGGAGUAUAAUGCAUUUACUAUUAUACUUUUUUUUUUUCAUUUUUCCUUUGGGCAGCCUCAGGUACAGAGCAGGAAAGCUUCACACGUGCCAAAAAUUGGAGCUGUUUUUGUGACAUCCCUGUUUUUUAUCCUUUCAGUUUUCAUUUCAUUGAAUAUGUCCACAGGUAGUGUCAAAGGACACUUUUCUAAGCAGAAUGCAAAAGAUAGCAACAAGUUGUCACGUUUUUGUUACAUACACCAUGAUGCCUACAGUUAGAUGUUUGUCCUAAAGCAAAGAAAAUAUCAAAUUGGGGAGAGGGUGAAAAAUAUUACAACAUGAAAAAUGAUCAACCCCAAAAGAGACAUUUUUAAUACAAAGUAUAAUUUCAUUCUUUUUUGAUUUUGGGGUCAGAGACAUGUUUGGUGAGAUUCACCCGAAAAGGUUUUAAAACAACGAGAUUACCACAAGUUUGGUUUGUUCAUAAUAUAUUUAUAUCAUAUUCCACUAUCUGUGCCAUAUUUGCUGAUUCUGUCAUUCAAAUAUGUGGAGAUCUGUUCUUUAAACCUUUUCAUGAGUCAUGUAUGUUAGUCAAAAUGUGUUAGCAAAGUUCCCUUGUUGAAUUUAUUAGGUUUAGUAUCAGACAUGGUCUUCUUCUAUUUAGCGUGUGGCUGAUCAAUAAUGGUCUUUAGCAGGUACACUGGAGGUUUACGUGUAGUAAACAAAUAUUGGAAUUCAGUUUAGAUAGAUUUAGAUAAAUUAAGAUGCUAUGUAAACAUGUGCUAUGUGUUUUUUAAUUGUUUUUUUUUUUUUUUGGUAAAGGAACAUCUGUAGUAAUAGGGAUACUCAGCCCAAAAAUGAAAAUUCUGUCAUCGGUUGCUAACAUUUUUCCAAACAUCCUUCUUUGUGUUCAACAGAACAAAGACAUUUAUACAGGUUUGGAACAACUUGGGGGGAGUAAUUCAUGACAGAAUGUUCAUUUUUGGGUUGAGUAUCCCUUUAUUGGGCCGGUUUGCAAAAGUUAUAUAUGCACUGUGUAGUUUUGCUAGUGUAAACAGCACCAAUCACGUGUCAUUAUUGGCUUUGCAUGCAAACUACAUAGUUGUGCUGAAGGUUUAUGAAAAUCUGAUCAAAACAAAAACUUUAACAUUUAAACAAAAAUGCUAUUUCGAUAAUCUGUCGUUUACGUUUUCACUGUUCUUUUUAA